Penaeus vannamei (Pacific white shrimp) is the source of this 824-nucleotide messenger RNA. RefSeq names its product anti-lipopolysaccharide factor. The record is from RefSeq and is a predicted model, not a curated record. NCBI's taxonomy places the organism in Eukaryota, Metazoa, Arthropoda, Malacostraca, Decapoda, Penaeidae.
AUCCUGCGUGCUUCACACUGGACCCACGCUGGUACAAAAUCGUCCGUGAAUUGUUUCGUGACAAGAGACAAGAUGGCGCCAACUACAUCCAGUAGAGUUGCCAAGUUUUCCAUUAUCUGUUUCCUGUUAUUCGCCUCUGUCUCAGCGCGCCCUCAGCUCGGAGACGUCCUUGGAUCUGUCGUUGAAACUUUCCUGAAGAAUGCAGUCAAGACCUCAGAACUCACGAUUCUUGAUAACUAUUGCUACGUGAAUCGCAGUCCCUAUUUGAAGAAGUUUGAAGUGCAUUACAGAGCUGAUGUGAAGUGCCCCGGAUGGACUAUCAUUGUCGGAAGAGGAAGCGACCACACGAAUCCUACCAACUCGGAACUGGAUGCCAUCAAGGAUUUCGUGAAACAGGCUGUUAUAAAGGGUAUUAUGACUGAUGUGGAAGCUGCAGAGUAUCUCUAAGACCGUAUAUUAUUUCUUUCUACAGACCAAUCGCGGUUAGAAAUGCUGUUGUUUUUCCUCUGCUUAUAACGAACCUCGUAUCAGGAGAAGGGUGUUUUCCUUCACAUCUGGCUGAGGUUGUGUUCUUUCGGGUUAAAAAUAUGUUGUUUAUUUUACGUAUAUGAUAAUUGCUAUUGGAUCGAUUUGUUUUCAAGAGUAUUUUUUAAGAAAAGUUACUGUAUCACAUUGAGUCAACAAGUCUAUAUGAAAAGAUGUGUAUAUGUUUUAAAAGGAAAAUUUCCGUUAUAUAUAUCGAAUCACAUUCUUAUCAUGUAAUUUAUGUAAUCCCAAACUGACCCAUAUUGUAUAAUGAUGAAAUAAAUAAAAAUUAUAUAAAC